Messenger RNA from Scedosporium apiospermum, 1047 nucleotides. RefSeq lists its product as uncharacterized. The coding region runs from base 1 to 1047 and encodes 348 amino acids. Gene Ontology annotation, molecular function: D-serine ammonia-lyase activity. Gene Ontology annotation, biological process: D-serine catabolic process. The transcript has 3 exons. NCBI's taxonomy places the organism in Eukaryota, Fungi, Ascomycota, Sordariomycetes, Microascales, Microascaceae. The record is from RefSeq and is a predicted model, not a curated record.
AUGAGCAAGCCUCUGAGAAAUCGCCAGUCCUGCGUAGGCCUUCACGUUGAGGAAUUGCCAACGCCAGUAUUACUGAUCAGCAAGCCUAUUGUUGAGCGGAACAUUGCGCAACUUCACCAGGACGUUGAAAGCGCAGGCCUUACCUUCAGGCCUCAUGUCAAGACUCUCAAGGUCCUGUACGGUCUUCCGAUCAAUAAGACGGCCUUAGCGGAGCUAUCUCAAAUUCGAGAACAUGUUGACGUCGUAUUGUUGAUCGACCACGAUCAACACAUCGACCUGAUCGAGGGGUUCGGUUACAAAAAUCCUUGGAGAGUUUUUAUCAAGAUCGAUGUGGGUAGCAAGCGCGCAGGAGUGCCCCCAAGCAGCGCCAGGCUUCCCGCGCUAGUCAAGCGGGCACUAGCAUCUCCAUCUGUGUCGCUUUUCGGCUUCUACUGUCAUGCCGGCCAUUCGUACGCAUGCAAAACAACUCGCGAAGCGGAAGACGUCCUCAGAAAUGAAGUCGAGGGGGUCCUUUACGCGGCGAGUCUCGUACCGCCCACGCAUUCUAUCACGGUAUCUAUAGGAUCCACGCCGACGGCACACGUUGUGAAGAGCAUCAAAGCAGCUGCUCCUCCGAAUGUGGCCAUUGAGCUGCAUGCUGGAAACUUCCCCACGAACGAUCUACAACAAGUAUCAACCGGACUGGUCGCAGAGGACCAGCAGGCAAUUCGAAUCCAAGUGGAAGUUUGCAGCAUAUAUCCAGAGAGAAAUGAGGCACUUGUGAAUGCGGGAACCAUUGCUUUGUCAAAGGAGACCAGCGCCUUUCCAGGGUUCGGAAACGUGGUAGAGAAGCCAGCGUGGUACGUUGGUCGCAUGUCCCAGGAACACGGAAUACUCGUCACGGAGCCGGGGAACGGGCGGUUCGCAGAAGAGGAGUUCCGUGUUGGGGACAAACUGCGCCUUUACUGCGCACAUUCGUGCAUCACGGCCGCUGCAUUCCCGGAGUACUAUGUAGUCGACGAACAUGACCGUGUCUCUGAAGUGUGGAUUCCGUGGAAGUGGUGGUAA